AUGGGGUUAUCCUCUACAGCUUUGUCAGACAUGAGCGCCGCUCACUAUCGCACCCACAAGAUCUUCCUCCUGUCAAACUACAUCCUCCUCGGUGCCGCCUCGAGCUGCAUCUUCCUCACUCUCUCACUCCGCCUGAUCCCCUCCGCCAUUGGCUUCCUUCUCAUACUCCUCCAAGCCCUCACCAUCGCUGGCGCCAUCUCCGGCUGUGCCGCUGCCAACUCAACCUCCAACAAGUGGUACGGCACCCACAUGGUGGCCACAGUGCUCACCGCCAUCUUGCAAGGCGCCGUGGCUAUUCUCGUCUUUUCGAGAACAUCGGAAUUUCUUCUCGGCGAGCUCAGGUCUUAUGUAAGGGUGGAUGAUGGAGAGAUCAUAUUGAGAAUGGUGGGUGGCCUCGGAGUGGCGAUCUUCUGCUUGGAGUGGGUGGUUCUGGCUCUGGCUUUUGUGCUAAGGUACUAUGCGUAUGUGGAUGGAGAUUGUGGAAAAAGGAAUGCCAAAGAAGACAACGGAUAUUUCGCAGAUAAAUGUAAGGGCAUUCAUGUAUUUCUCAUACCCACGAACAGCGGAAAGCAGCCGAACGCAGGAGGCUUCCUUCGGAUGUAGAAAGCAACUGCGGGACGCAGAAAUUUUCAGACCGGAGCAUGACCGCGUAACGCCAAACCACCUCUAGGUUACGUUUCGUGCCGCACAACAGGGAAAAAGCCGUCCCAAAUGCA
This is a messenger RNA of Dendrobium catenatum, 716 nucleotides long. RefSeq lists its product as uncharacterized. The record is from RefSeq and is a predicted model, not a curated record. The transcript has a single exon. Lineage: Eukaryota; Viridiplantae; Streptophyta; Magnoliopsida; Asparagales; Orchidaceae. The coding region runs from base 1 to 603 and encodes 200 amino acids.